AGAAAACUCCAUACCUGGGUUCUGGGAAUUCGUUCAUACAGACUUCUGGGAAAUGUAGUCUUUGGGACUGUGACAUCACAGGAAGCCAUCCAGGAAAUCCCUGUCUGGCUUUUCGUCUACACACGAAAUGCUGUCCUUCUGGGAUGUGGCCAUUGAGUUCUCUGCAGAAGAGAGGGAAUGCCUGGAGCCUGCUCAGUGGAAUUUGUACAGGGAUGUGAUGUUGGAGAAUUACAGCAACCUUGAUUUCCUGGGUCUUGCUGUCUCUAAGCCACACCUGGUGACAUUUCUGGAGCAAACACAAGGGCCUGGGGAUCUGAAGAGACAAGCAACAGACAGUGUGCACCCAGGAACAAUACCAAAUGACUGUAAGAAUUUUAGCAUGGCCAUUGAAGGUAACUCACUCCUUAUUCAACGCCAGAGAAUCCAUACAGGGGAGAAACCCUACAAGUGUGAAAUAUGUGGAAAGGCCCUUAGUUCUCAAAAAAACCUAUCUAUACACCAGAGACUCCAUACUGGAGACAAACCCUAUAUGUGUAAAGAAUGUCAUAAGGCGUUCAGUACUCGCUCAUCACUUUCUAUACACCAGAAAAAUCAUACUGAAGAAAAAACGUACAAGUGUGAAGAAUGUGGCAAAUCAUUUUACUAUCCUUCAAUGCUGAAGCAUCAUCAAAGAAUUCAUUCUGGAGACAAACCCUACAAGUGUGAAGGAUGUGGCAGAGCUUUUUAUUAUCCUUCAUUCCUGAAGCGACAUCAAAGAGCUCAUUGUGGACAGAAACCAUACAAGUGUCAAGAAUGUGGACAAAUGUUUUCCUGUGCUUUAAUCCUUAAUAAACAUAAACGAAUUCAUAUUGAUGAGAAACCCCACAAGUGUGAUCUGUGUGGAAAAGGAUUUACUAAGCCUUCUGUACUUUCUGAGCACAAAAUAUGUCAUACUGGAGAGAAACCCUACAAGUGUAAAGAGUGUUACAAAUGUUUUUCCUCUUCUUCAACCCUUAGAAAUCAUCAAAGAAUUCACUCUGAAGACUGUCACUACACAUGUAGGGAAUGUGGAAGAGCCUUUUACACUCUUUAUGCCCUUACUCAGCACAGGUUUGUUCAUUCUGGAGAGAAACCCUACAAGUGUGAAGAGUGUGGGAAAGCUUUUUAUGAUUCUUUAUACCUGAAGAAACAUCAAAGAGCUCACUGUGGGCAGAAACCAUACAAGUGUGAAGAAUGUGGGAAAACAUUUUUCUCUGCUUUAAUCCUUAACAAACAUAAACGAAUUCAUUCUGGCGAGAAACCCUACAAGUGUGAUCUGUGUGGAAAAGGAUUUUCUAAGCCUUCUUUCCUUUUUGACCACAAAAUAUCUCAUACUGGAGAGAAACCCUACAAGUGUGAAGAGUGUGACAGAUGUUUUUCCACUUCCUCAACCCUAAGAAGACAUCAAAGAAUUCAUUCUGAAGACAAUCCCUACAAGUGUGAGGAAUGUGGCAGAGCCUUUUACACACUUUAUACCCUUACUCAUCACAAGUUCAUUCAUUCUGGAGAGAAACCAUACAAGUGUGAAGAAUGUGGGAAAGCUUUUUCUUAUAAUUCUAUCCUGAUCCAGCACAAAUUAAGUCAUACUGCAGUGAAAUCUUAUGAGUGUGAAGAAUGUGGGAAAAUGUUUUACCCUACUUCAAAACUAAAGAAACACAGAAAAAUUCAUUAUAAAGAGAAACUGUACAAAUGUGGAUUCUGUGGAAAUGCCUUUUCUAGUAAUUCUUCCCUGGUUCAGCACAAAAUAGUUCAUACUAGAGAAAUGCCCCAAGUGUGAAGAAUGUGGCAAUAUGUUUUCCAGUAUCUCAAAAUUGAAGAGACACAAAGGAACUCAUUGUCAAGAGAAACCUUUCAAAUGUGAAGUAUAUGGUAAGGACUUUUGUACUCGCCCAGAACUUUCUGUACAUAAGAGAAUUGAUGCCAAUAAGAUACCAUACAAGUGUAAAGAAUGUGGAAAAACCUUUUCUAGGCUCUCAUACCUUACACUUCACAAAUUACAUCAUAUCAGGGAGAAAUCUUAUAAAUAUGAAGAAUGUAAAUGCUUUACUCUACUAUGGGCCUUAAAAAACACUAGUAAAUUCAUACUGGAGAAAAACCAUACAAGUAUGAAGAAUGUCACAAAGCCUUUAGUACACAUACAACCCUCAAGAGACACAAGACAGUUCAUACUGGAAAGAAACCCUACAAAUGUGAACUGUGUGGAAAAGGAUUCACUAGACCUUCUAUACUCACUGAGCACAAGAUAGCUCAAACUGGAGAGAAACCCUACAAGUGUGAGUUGUGUGGCAAAUGUUUUGCCUCUUCUUCAGACUUUAAAGCACAUCAAAGAAUUCGUUCUGAAGACAGUUGCUACAAGUAUGGGAAUGUGGCAAAGCCUUUACCAAACUUUAUGUAUUUAUUCAACACAAAUUUGUUCAUACUGGAGAGAUACCAUACAGGUGUGAAGAGUGUGGCAAAGGAUUUUCUAGUCCUUCAUAUCUUAAGUAUUAAACUCACUGAUUCAUGAAGAUAGGAACUUUCGUGGAAUCACUGUGUCUGUCAUUAGAGCCUGAUCUGAGGCAGCCAGACAAAUCCAGGAACUCUAGAAAACUCCAUACCUGGGUUCCGGGAAUUCUUUCGCACAGACUUCUGGGAAAUGUAGUCUAUGGCACAGUGACAUCACGGGGAGCCAUGCAGGAAAUUCCAGUCUGGCUUUUGAUCUACACACGUGAGUCUCCCUCAAAGUUUGGCAAAAGUCCUCCCCUGCUCUACAUUCCUGUUGCGUCUCUGACAUGGAG
Messenger RNA from Peromyscus maniculatus bairdii (prairie deer mouse), 2795 nucleotides. Lineage: Eukaryota; Metazoa; Chordata; Mammalia; Rodentia; Cricetidae. The record is from RefSeq and is a predicted model, not a curated record.